UUGAUAAGGACGAUCAAUUAUUCAAAGUGAAGUGUUGAAUCAUGUUAUUUUAAUUCCGUAUUUCAAUGUUCCAAUUAUAUUUUAACGUAAUUUCAUUUUGAUGCUCGUCAUAAAUUCGUUGAUUUGUUCAAGGAUAAUUCUACAUAAUCAUCACAUUAGCCCAGUUCGAAGAUGGCAGAUUCGAAUGAAAAUGUUCUAACCACAUUGAAAAUUCUCAUCAUUGGCGAAAGCAGCGUUGGAAAAUCAAGCCUACUGUUGAGAUUUAUUCACGAUCGAUUUGACGAUGAUUUGGGGUUAACAAUUGGAGUCGAUUUUAAAACCAAAACUGUUAUGAUAGAUGGCCAAGCUGUGAAAUUAGCCAUAUGGGAUACAGCCGGACAAGAACGAUUUAGAACCCUAACACCUAGUUAUUACAGAGAUGCUCAAGGAGCUGUGUUAGUUUACGAUGUAACCGAUCGCGCAAGUUUUAUUAAAUUAGAAUCAUGGCUCAAUGAAUUAGAAAUGUACUCUACCAGAAGUGGUAUUGUGAAAAUGAUCGUAGGAAAUAAAAUAGAUAAAGGAGAAAGAGCAGUUUCAAGAGACGAAGGUAAACAGUUUGCUAGAAGGCAUAAGACGUUAUUUAUUGAAGCCAGUGCUAAAACAAAAGAUGGUGUACAAUUCGCUUUCGAAGAUCUGGUACAAAAGAUCAUCGAAACGCCUAAUCUUUGGGAAGCCAAUAAAGCUGAGAGACAAACUCAUACACUGAAUGACACAAAUGACUCAUCGCAAGAUCAGAAAUGCUGUUCGUGGUUUUAAUUUUUAAAAAAAGGAAUAACGAAAUACUUUGAUUUUUUUCUACUUUUCUUAACUAAACCAUUUUAUUACGUGUCGCACAUGUCGUUAACAUUCUUUUUUUGUUUUUUAUAAUGAUCGUAAAAUGAUAUUUUAUUCCUUUCUAUCGCGCUUAUAGUUUCGCAUUCGUGAGAUGUAAGAAUAAUCACAUUUUCGAAUUUUUAAUUAACGUUGUUGUACGUUAAAAUGUAUUUUAGAAGAAAUACUACGUUAAUUGUUACGAGAUAAUACGAAUUGAUCGCAGCUUGUUACUAUUUUCAGAUAACAUAUCGAGCCUUAUUUUAUUCAAAGAAAUAUAGGCUUAUCGAAUCGUAGAAUUUUUUUUCAUGUUUCUAAGUGCCUUCACUUUUUAUUUAUCAAUCUGGUGAACGAAUUUUUUACCUACAUGAUUUUCUUUAUUUUAUAUGUACUAUUUAUUUUCGUAAAUUUAUAUCACAUUGUGAUGCGUUAUUUUGUAAGCCAAUUUGUAAAUAUUUUUUUGUUGUAUUCGAGCUUUAAUCGUUGUCGCAACCGCGAAGAAAUGGUUGUUUACUGCGCGUAUUUUCUAUGAAGUAUUUUAACUUUCAAUAAAUAUUGAUUCAUCCGU
This is a messenger RNA of Planococcus citri (citrus mealybug), 1417 nucleotides long. RefSeq names its product ras-related protein Rab-18-B-like. Gene Ontology annotation, molecular function: GTP binding; GTPase activity. The coding region runs from base 172 to 795 and encodes 207 amino acids. Lineage: Eukaryota; Metazoa; Arthropoda; Insecta; Hemiptera; Pseudococcidae. The transcript has 6 exons. The record is from RefSeq and is a predicted model, not a curated record. Gene Ontology annotation, biological process: vesicle-mediated transport.